AUGCUUUCUUUUUCGGGCGAAACUAGGCCCCUGAAGAUCAACGAGGGCACGAGAGACAUUGGCUGGCACCGUACUCACUUUCAUGUGUUUCCCAAAAUAAUCGACUUUGGCAUUUUGGUUGUGCGCCACCAAGGCACGAACACCAGCGUCGACGCCAGCGCCAGCGCCAACGCCAACGCCAACGACGUUGGAGCUAGGAACCCAGCCGCCCUCGGCGCCAGAGACAGAGCCAGAGCCAACUAUUGA
This is a messenger RNA of Colletotrichum abscissum, 246 nucleotides long. RefSeq lists its product as uncharacterized. The transcript is spliced from 2 exons. The coding region runs from base 1 to 246 and encodes 81 amino acids. The record is from RefSeq and is a predicted model, not a curated record. Lineage: Eukaryota; Fungi; Ascomycota; Sordariomycetes; Glomerellales; Glomerellaceae.